Molecule: messenger RNA, 3082 nt
Organism: Diprion similis
Lineage: Eukaryota; Metazoa; Arthropoda; Insecta; Hymenoptera; Diprionidae
Gene: Dl
Product: embryonic polarity protein dorsal-like
Exons: 7
Coding region: 356-2908 (850 amino acids)
Biological process (GO): canonical NF-kappaB signal transduction; response to cytokine; inflammatory response
Cellular component (GO): cytoplasm
Molecular function (GO): DNA binding; DNA-binding transcription factor activity
Source: RefSeq, a predicted model, not a curated record
CAAUGGUAAGAGGUUCGAUUCGCUUCCCCGAAAAAUGUUGUCAUCUUUGCCAAAAAUAAUUUUCCUUCGCUAUUUGUGACGAAGGGGGUUGGUAUCGAGUGUUCGAGCGUGAAAGUUUACCUCCAGAUAAACUCGGUACGGUGUUAGUACCCUGAAAUAAGGUGGCAAUGUGAUAUCGGAGCAGCGUGCUCUGUCAAGUGGUAAUAUUUUACACAUAAGUUGUUCCCGGGUAAGGCCUUGACAGGAGUCUAUACGGGACAACUCUCCUCGUCGCGCACCAUCUCCGUCGAUCUCAGUACCAUAACAUGGGCCUCGAACAGAUGCCAAUAAAAUUGACUAUCAACUAGCUAAAGGUAUGGACCAGAACCAUGGAGUUUCGGAUGGAAAUAUAAACAUAAGUGAUGUCAUUGAAGUCAUUCAAACGGAUCCUGGGUUUGUGGACUGUCAAGGAGAAGAACAGAGCACAUUCAUGAUGUACUCUGGAGGUGGCGUGGAGAAUGUGGGGAUGGGCUCAGUCGGUGCAGGAGGCAACCGUAAGCCACCGUAUGUCAAGAUCAUCGAACAACCAGCGAGCAAAGCGCUUCGUUUUCGAUAUGAAUGCGAAGGCAGAUCCGCUGGUAGUAUACCAGGGGUGAAUAGCACACCCGAAAACAAGACCUUUCCUAGAAUACAAGUAGAAGGUUACACGGGUCGUGCAAUCGUUGUAGUAUCCUGUGUUACUAAAGACCCGCCGUAUAGGCCACAUCCGCAUAAUUUGGUUGGUAAAGAAUCAUGCGACAAAGGUAUUUGUACUCUGGAAAUCCCUCCUGAAAGUAUGACGGUGACGUUUUCUAAUCUUGGCAUUCAGUGUGUCAAAAAGAAGGACAUUGAGGAGGCGUUAAAAGUGAGGGAAGAGAUUCGUGUGGACCCCUUUCGGACGGGGUUUUCGCACAGAGCUCAGCCUACUGGCAUUGAUUUGAAUGCAGUCAGGCUUUGUUUUCAAGUAUUUUUGGAAAGUUCGAAAAAGGGAAAAUUUUCUGUUGGGUUACAACCUGUUGUUUCGGAUCCCAUAUUUGACAAAAAGGCAAUGUCAGAUUUGGUGAUAUGCAAAUUGAGUGACUGCUGCUGUACAGUAGCAGGUGGCAAAGAAAUGAUUCUGUUGUGUGAAAAGGUUGCCAAAGAAGAUAUUAAAGUUAGGUUUUUCGAAGAGCGUGAUGGACAAGUAUUUUGGGAAGGUUUUGCUGAUUUCCAACCUAUAAACGUUCACAAACAGGUAGCGAUAACAUUCAGAACUCCACGAUACCGAACUCUCGAAGUGGAUCAUCCCGUAAAAGUCUUCAUUCAACUGCUCAGGCCUACAGAUGGUGCGACGAGUGAACCACUUCCAUUUCAAUUCCGCCCUCUAGACUCAGGUAGGCCUGCAUUCUGGUUAUUGCGCAAGGCCUUUGCGAGGAAGAAGGCCGAUUACAAUACCUUUGACAAAAUUUUAGCCACUGAGGCUGCACUGCUAUCAAACGCUAGCCCUAAAAUAUCUCGAACUAUCGAUGAGUUCAAUAACAAUAAUCUUGAGUUUGAAAAGUCGCACGAUAAACUUGCCGCUCUGCGAGCUCUGAAUGAUCUUUACAAAGUCAAAAGUAACCAGGAGUCGCGCAAUAAAGCUGACUCCCUUAAUUACGAUGAAAAAUCCGGUUCCCAUUCUGUCACCAACUGUAUUACCGAUACUAAUAAUGUAGCUGAAACAGAAUUUGCUCCAGAUACUGUACACAAUAAUAAUUGUAGUAACUCUGUAGUGAAUGAUGAGCGUAUAGUGAAAAAUAACGAGCUAGGUUUUGAACAACUGAACAGUCGCGACGAAAUAGGAUUCGAACCUUUCCAAAAAAACUCUGUAACUGGCAAGAAUGCAGAAAUGUCAGAUGGAGCUAGUCUUUCCAAAGGUGGUAAGUCCGACUGGUUUGAUUACACAGAGGUUGGUAAGUGGGUAGACAAAACUCGAGAAGAAAAAUUGAAUGAGAACGUUAAUGAUAAUGCAGGGAAUGGAGAAGAGGGUAGUGAGUCUUUGAACGAGCUGCUUCUCUCCGCAGUGGCUGAAAGUGAUCAAAUCUAUGCUGACAAUCAGGUGAAAUUGUUGAACGAUGCUCUUGAACAAAACCUUGGGGAUCAGCCGAUGGAUGUGGAUGUUUACGAUAAUCAAACCUAUACCAGUCUUCAAAUGGCUAUGAAAAAUCCCAUUCAGUUACUAAAUCCCCCAGAGAUUACAACGGAUCGAAAGUAUGAAGAUGUUGCUUUACCUACGCAAAGCCCUAUCAUAUCUAUAUCCCCGCCACCUCUUGCCCCGAAAAGAGAUGUGACAAGAGACAUGGACGAAAGACUUCCUCCACUCCCACCCAAAAGAAUUCGUAAAACUCCAUCGAUGCCUGUUUUACCUGUUGUCCCUACCUUGCCGCGACCCUCGUCGACCCAUACUCUCAACGAAUCCAGCUCCAGCCCUAAAGCACCUCAAAAAAAUUUACCUUCACCACCUAACACACUGACAAAGCAGUCCAAGCCUGGCUUGUUUUCAAAACUUUUUGCCAAAAAGGCUAAGAAAGAAAAGUCUGAAACCUUGACUGCGGAAGCUACACCUGAACCAGGUAGUCAAUCAAAUUUGAUCAUAGGCAGCAGUGCUUCCACUUUAUACAAAGAUAGCCUCAACAAUUUAUCUUCAUCCAGUCUUCCACGACCAAGCAUGACUAGCGUAACCAGUGUCAAAUCGCUAAGACUGGACGGUGACGAGUCCCCACCUUACGGGAUCGAGCUUACAGAAGCCGAGCACUACGCUCUGUAUACUACUAUGGCUCCUCAUGCCACUGCCUCUGAGUUUGAUGAAAUGUCGUUUUAUUAUAGCCCUGUGGAGGGGGGGAAAAUACUGUCAGACAAAAUCGAUUCCUAAAACAUCAUUUAGUAGAUUGUCGUAAUUUGUUAAGCGAUUGAGUUAGUUAUGCAUAGCCAAGAAGCAAUGACACUACCCGAUGUGUUUCCUGAUUGUUCAGCACCUAAGAAAUAUUUAAUAACUUUGACAUACAUGAUCUUACAAAGUCAGAUUCAACAUCCAUUUUUGAAGUCC